AUGGAAUACACUAAAGAUGAGGCGGUUUGGGCUAGAGAGAUCGCAGAGAUGAAGUUUUUAGCGAAUGAUUUAAUAGGAGCUAAGGAGUUCGCCAUGAAGGCUCAGAGUAUGUAUCCCGAACUGGAGGGAAUUGAUCAGAUGGUGGCCACAUUCAAUGUACAUGUGUCUGCCAAGAAGAUAACACACGGAGAGCCAGAUUACUAUGGAGUUCUCGGUGUGAGUCCUGAGGCUGACGACGAGACACUGAGGAAAACUUACAAGAAGUUGGCUGUUUUGAUUCAUCCUGACGUGAACAAGACGGUAGGUGCAGAGGAAGCCUUUAUGUUUCUCGCCGAGGCUUUGCUUGUGUUCUCUGAGAAGGGAAAGAGAGCUGAGUAUGACUUGAAGAGGCACAUAGGAAGAGGUGCUUCGUCUUCCUCAUCACCAAACGAUGCUGCUGAGAGAGUUGUGAACACAGCAACUAUUAUACGGGUGAGUGAAGCGUCUGCAUCUGCUGCUGCUGCUGUGGCUCGUAAGACAACUGCUGGUGGUGGUGCAACGUUUUGGACUGGUUGCGUCACUUGCAAGACACAAUACGAGUAUCAUCGUAUUUACAUUACGCAGAAGCUCCUGUGCCCUUACUGUAGUGAGCCGUUCAAAGCUGUGCAAACGGAUCCUCCAGGUUCAAGCUCCAUCCGCAAGGCCUUUAAUGAGCUGGAGUUUGACUCUUUCCGUCUUGGCACGAGCACUCCUACUCAUGCUCCUCCACAGACCGGGGCACCAAAAGACAAGGUUGUGCCUAGAGUGUUUAACAAAAGAGCGGUUGAUGUUUCGUUGAGUAAUGCUUCGAAGAGAACAAAGGUUAUGGAGAAUGGCGUUGCAGGUGUUUUUGCUUCUACCUCAAACACUGUGAGAUACGUAUCUGAGGAGGAUAUAAAGACUCUGCUGGCGAAGAGAGUUAAACCACUAAUCAGCACAAAGCUUCAGAAAGCUGAAGUUAACGCAAUAAAGGCUGAAGUUGACGCAAUGUUGGCUUGGCAUGCAGUAAAUAACCAGCCUAUUCGCAAUCAGACAAGCAAGAUUGAAGCCCUAUGUAACUGA
Messenger RNA from Microthlaspi erraticum, 1080 nucleotides. The record is from the annotation of a GenBank genome assembly. Lineage: Eukaryota; Viridiplantae; Streptophyta; Magnoliopsida; Brassicales; Brassicaceae.